AUGUGUCUGGAUCUGUCGGCGGGCCUCAUGAUAACAGCCAAAGAUCUGUGUUUCCUUCAUAUGUUUGGCCACUCCACAUAUGUUGAUGAAUGUGCUGAAAAUGAGACAAUCUGUGGGCCUAAUUCAAAUUGUGAAAAUUUAGAUGGCUCCUACUUAUGUAUCUGCUUUCCUGGUUUCCGAGAGACUAAGCAAGGUGUCAUAGCCAGCCUUACCAACCCAUGCACAGAUAUAGAUGAGUGCAAUGAGGAUCCUGAUGUGUGUGGAAAAAAGGCUGUGUGCACAAAUGCAGAGAGCACGUUCUACUACUGUAGCAAGCUGCUUUUCAGCCUCAAUGGAUCUGCAGCAGUUGCUUUCAUGACACUGAAUGGAAUGGAGAGUCUUUUAAGUCACAAAUACCUCCCAACAGAAAACAGAACAGAGAUGUAUUCUGAUGUUUUCACUGCCAUAUUACCCAUCAACAACACUAACCUCACAGAGCCCGUCAACUUCACCAUCCAACAUAAGAAGAAGGUACCUGAAUCUGGAAUGGUAACAUGCGUAUACUGGGUUGAAAAAAGUAAGAACUCUGAAGAACAGCAGGACAUUGAAGAAAAAGAGGAGAAAGCAAUGCAUUGGUCUGUCGAGGGCUGCUGGGUUUUGUACUCUGAUGAAAACUGCACAGUGUGCAGCUGCUCUCACCUUUCUACUUUUGCCCUCAUCAUGCAGAUUGGGGAGCCUCCUCCAGAGAGUGAUUUCUUGGAGUGGUUGAACAGAAUGUGUGUGAUUGUGGGACUGUUCUUCUUCGCUUUGGCUGUGUUCACCUUCCUCCUGUGCAGCUGGAACCCCAAAAUCAACAACACAGCCCGUCUUCACCUCUGUCUCAACCUGGGCCUGUCUCAUCUACUACUGCUCUGGAAUGACAGAUACCUUGAGGAUGAGCUGGCCUGCACUGUCAUGGCAGGAAUACUUCACUUCUUGGUUGUUGCCAGUUUUGUGUGGAUGCAGUUGGAGGCCUUGCAGCUCUACUUGCUUGUACGAAGACUCUCCAAAGUGCAGGUUAUCCAGAGAGAUGGCCUGCCCAAGCUACUUCUGUACCUGGUUGGUUAUGGGGUUCCCUUUGUGAUCGUGGGUGUUUCUGCACUGGUAUAUUCUGAUGGAUAUGGAGCUACUGAGGCAGAAGCGUGCUGGCUCUCAAGACAGCGCAACUUCAACUGGGCUUUAACAGGCCCUGUGAUCACAAUCCUUGGAAUGAACUGGAUAAUAUUCUGUGCCACUCUGUGGAGCCUGAGACCCACUUUGGCCAACAUGAAAAGUGACGUUUCUCAAUCCAAAGACACGAGGUUGAUCAUAUUUAAAAUCCUGGCCCAGUUUGUCAUCCUGGGCUGUACGUGGAUUCUGGGUCUGUACCAGACAAACCUUUUCUUCCAGGUUCUCUUCAUCAUCCUCAACUCCCAGCAGGGCACCUUCCUUUUCAUUGUGCACUGUCUGCUCAAUAAGGAGGUGCGCGAGGAGUACAUAAGAUGGUUGACAUGCUCCUGCAGAAAAGACAGAUCAGUGACUGAUGAGCCGUCAGUCACUGAGGGCUGCGACAAGACAGAGGAUCCGGGAGGUCCGAGACAACAGGAUCCUGAGAAGUCCCAAUGAAGAUUAGAAUUAUCAAAGACAGCAUAACACAUUCAAGCUAUGUAUUUUGAUUAUUUUCUUGAUUAUUUAUUAUUAUUUAGUACCUUUACUUGUGUUACAGUUGUGGUUUAGCUUUGUCACUGUCAAAAGACUCAAGGAAAAUUUGACUCGAUUAAGUCUGAAUGUCAUAAAUGCUAAAUAAAGAAGAAGAAAAAUGCAAACCUAUUCCAAUUAUAUUAAUGCAAUGAUGCUCAGGGCUUUUGAGACGUUCGGCACAUAUCUCAGCUUUAAUGAGUCUCUCGUAAAUUACUUUUGGUGAUUAGCACAGUGAGCACUGCAUAUUAAUGAGCAUAAAACCAUGAUAAUAGAAGUUCUCACCAUGUUGUACCACAGUGGGAAGGCUUGUUAAAACUGGCAACAUCUCCCCACCUGAUUUGUUUGGGAAACUUGCGUCUGCUCACACCCUCGGUUGUGUUUCCAUCUAAACAAACACGCUUUGCUCAGACGAAAACAUUCAUGUGUCAGAUGUUUCUUUUUCUUUCCAUUUGCAUUGCAUUUACGU
Molecule: messenger RNA, 2164 nt
Organism: Salarias fasciatus (jewelled blenny)
Lineage: Eukaryota; Metazoa; Chordata; Actinopteri; Blenniiformes; Blenniidae
Product: adhesion G protein-coupled receptor E1-like
Exons: 13
Coding region: 1-1623 (540 amino acids)
Biological process (GO): cell surface receptor signaling pathway; adenylate cyclase-activating G protein-coupled receptor signaling pathway
Cellular component (GO): plasma membrane
Molecular function (GO): G protein-coupled receptor activity; calcium ion binding
Source: RefSeq, a predicted model, not a curated record